UGACUGUUUUUAAAGAGAUUUGUAGGUUACAAAUCUGUUCCCGAUUUAAAGGAAUAUACAUGUUGUAAUGUUUUAAAAAAUGGUACUGUGGAUACUGAUUUAAAGCUUUCAUGUGGUGUCUACUUCAUAACAGAAGUUGACACUCAGUAAGAAUGGGUGUAGCGAAGUUGGCGGUGGUGUGCUGCCUGGUGGCGGCGGCGCUGGGCUGCGAGCUCACUCCUGGGCCCGGGAACGCGCCCAAGUCGCCCGGGGACAACUUCUACCGCCUCCUCAUCAACGGCGAGGUGGAGCGGUACGCGCCCGGCGAGAGAUAUGUCGUGACCCUAGUCGGUUCCCGCACGCACGACGUGGUGCAGCAGUUCGUCAGGUUCAAGAUCACCUUGAAUCCACUGGAUCCGGCAGCUGCCAGAAGGCCCAGCAAGCAAGGCCAGUUCCAGCUUUUCGCCGACACCCUCACGUCUUUCGAUGACGAGUGCACCAACUCCGUGGUGGAGGCUGACGACCUGCCCAAGACUGAGGUGCAGGUCAUGUGGAAAGCGCCGCCCGCGGGCUCUGGAUGUGUGCUCUUGAAGGCGAUGGUUUACGAGAACUCCAGCCGGUGGUUCGCAGAAGAUGGUCAGCUGACAAAACGCAUUUGCGAGGAUACCUCACUGUCCGCUCCUGAUUGCUGCGCGUGUGAUGAUGCUAAAUACAAGAUGGUGUUCGAAGGUCUCUGGUCGCCACAGACCCACCCGAAGGAUUUCCCGACGCAGGCGCUCUGGCUGACACACUUCUCUGAUGUGAUCGGCGCCACGCAUCCCAAGAACUUCUCCUUCUGGGGAGAGGGACAGAUCGCUAGCGAUGGAUUUAGGUCCCUAGCAGAGUGGGGCUCAGUAGGUCUGCAAGAGCGAGAGCUUCGGCAGCAGGGCGGCAAGCUGCGCUCCAUCGUGAAGGCGCAGGGGCUCUGGUACCCCAAGGUCAAUUCCAACACCACCGCCGGCUUCAGCGUUGACAGGAAGAGGCACUUGCUCUCCGUGGCUUCUAUGUUUGGCCCGUCUCCCGACUGGGUGGUGGGUGUGAGCGGGCUGGACCUUUGCCAGAAGGACUGCACGUGGGCCGAGUCGAAAGUCAUCGACCUGCUGCCCUACGACGCCGGCACUGAUAAUGGCAUCUCUUACAUGUCGCCGAACUCGGAGACAAACCCACGUGAAAAGAUGUACCGCAUCACGCCGAUGUACCCGGAGGACCCGCGCGCGCCCUUCUACAACCCCGGUGCCAAGGAGGUGCCGCCUCUCGCGCGCCUUUACAUCACCAGGGAGAAGAUCAUUUCCAAAUCUUGCGAUGAAGAGACGCUGCUGUCUAUGGUGGCUGAAGAGCAGGAGAACACGCAGACCGCGGACAGGCCGGAAUGCGCCGUGUCUGAGUGGGGCGCUUGGUCGGAAUGCUCGGUGAGCUGCGGCAAGGGGUUGCGCAUGCGCACCCGUGAGUACCGUAUGCCGCAGAAGGCGCAGAUGUUCUCAUGCGACCGGCAACUCGUCUCCAAGGAGAUGUGCGUCGCCGCCGUGGCUGAGUGCGAAGGCGACAAUGCUAACGAAGCAGACACAGACAACAACGCAGAGCCGAUCGCGGAUCUGGACGGCGUGUGCAAGACGUCGGAGUGGGGCCCGUGGAGCGAGUGCUCGGUCACGUGCGGCAUCGGCAUCAGCACGCGCCGCCGCCACUUCAUCAACCACAUGGGGCUCAAGAAAUGUCCGCUCGUGCAAAUCGAGGAGAACCGUAAGUGCAUGGAGCCGCAGUGCACAGAGCAAGAGACAGACAUUUCGGACCCGACGUGCCCCACUACCGAGUGGGCGGCGUGGUCUCCGUGCUCGGCGACGUGCGGCCGCGGCGUGAGGUUCCGCACGCGGCUGCUGCUGGUGCCGCCCGAGCGGCAGCAGGACUGCAGCGCCAGGGUCGAGCUCAUGCAGCAGCGCGCCUGCUCCGAGAAGGACGACUGCACGCUCGACAUGCUCACCGCUAAACGUAUCUGCAUGGAACUGCCGGAGCAGGGCCCGUGUCGCGGGCUGUACCAGCGCUGGGCGUUCGUGGCGAUGAAGGGCAUGUGCAUCCCGUUCAACUACGGCGGCUGUCGCGGCAACCAGAACAACUUCAUCUCGCAGGAGGACUGCAUGAACACUUGCAAGAUCGUGCUUGGUGGUGCAGCUCCGGCUGGAGGUUCCGUUUCGUUGGUGCUCCCCUCCCCCGCGGUCGCCACCAACUACCCUGGACUCACCGUCAGCUCCAUAGUGCCCGUGCCGGCCAGCAUCGCAGGACCGACACUCUCUCAAGCAGCUGACUGUCAAGUGAGUACGUGGGGUGAGUGGACCAAAUGCAGCGUCACCUGCGGAGUCGGCUACCAGGAGCGCACCAGGACUAUACUGCGCGAGGCGAGCCUGACGGGCGCGCCGUGUCCCAAGGUGCUGUCCAGGCGCCGCCGCUGCUUCAGGAGAUGCUGAGCUUAUUCUAAAUAACGAAGUCACAGGGUGUACAACGGAUAGGCAGAAUAUUGUAUAUGAAAGAUAGAUGAAUGUGGGCCGCUAUCGUGGUUGGACUACCAGCUUUUGACGUCAUUAACAUGCAUGCAUUUAUAAUAAUUAAAUGUGAACAAAUUCGUUUUAAUAAUAAACCAAGAUCUUGAUUUACUCGUGAAAAAAAUAUGUAGAGUUUGAGUUUAUAAUUUCAAACCAUUUUGUAUUGCAGUUUUGAAAUUAUUUAUUUUACAUGUAACAGGUGUGAAAAGAUCAAAGCUGAAAGUAAUAAAUACUUUAUACGAAUAUAGAAGUCGUUACAACUCGAAUACAUUUUAAUGAUUGUGGAAAAUCCUGGAGGGAAACCUCUAUAAUAUGCCAAAGAUUCAAUAAAAUUUUGAAAUAAUUAAUUUCUAUAUUUCUAAAGAUUGGGUUCUUUUCGAUAUGACUAUAUAGAUAUAUUUUUUAAUUUUAUGUGUUGCCAAUAUGAUCAAAUCUUAAGUUGCCAUAGAUUCAAGCCGUAAAUAGAUAUUAAAUAUUGAUAUUUUAUAA
Molecule: messenger RNA, 3038 nt
Organism: Manduca sexta (tobacco hornworm)
Lineage: Eukaryota; Metazoa; Arthropoda; Insecta; Lepidoptera; Sphingidae
Gene: fat-spondin
Product: spondin-1
Exons: 15
Coding region: 153-2474 (773 amino acids)
Biological process (GO): cell adhesion
Cellular component (GO): extracellular matrix
Molecular function (GO): serine-type endopeptidase inhibitor activity
Source: RefSeq, a predicted model, not a curated record